Bufo bufo (common toad) is the source of this 1136-nucleotide messenger RNA. RefSeq names its product CD40 molecule (gene CD40). The record is from RefSeq and is a predicted model, not a curated record. Gene Ontology annotation, cellular component: CD40 receptor complex; external side of plasma membrane. Gene Ontology annotation, biological process: defense response to protozoan; positive regulation of endothelial cell apoptotic process; B cell activation. The transcript has 9 exons. Gene Ontology annotation, molecular function: antigen binding; protein binding. NCBI's taxonomy places the organism in Eukaryota, Metazoa, Chordata, Amphibia, Anura, Bufonidae. Bases 260 to 1090 code for a protein of 276 amino acids.
GCGGGUCUUACUAUCGAGAACACAUAACAAGUCACUUGUCUGCUGUCUACCCUGGUCUUUGCAGUUGGUGAUCUACCUGGAUCCACUUGCUGAACCUCUUAAGCUUUCCUUUCUGGGUUAUCUUCUUCAUAAUCUUCAUGCUGUGUUUUUGAUAUUUUCCCAGAGGACCUUGAGAUCCUGCGUGUCUACCACUACCUCUUUGUUGCUCCUGGGGCCAUCCUAUUGAUAUUGCCGUCCUUUGAAAUUCUGUGGCCUUGCAAUGUACCCUUGGAUUAUAUUGUUGAUUCUGUGUAGCCGCUAUUGCCAGUGCUCAGAAUUGCUGUGUGAUGUGAACGAAUAUGAGAAAGACGGUCAAUGUUGUUCUUUAUGUAUGCCAGGAAAGUGGUUGUUGAGAGACUGCACAAAGCAAAAUGACACUGUGUGCAUCACCUGUUCUGCCGGCGAAUACCAGGAUAAAUACCACAGAGAAACUAGCUGUUUGCUGCACAAAGAAUGCAAUGAACAGCUUGGAUUUGAGAAGAUAAGCGAAGGAAACCUAACCACAAAUGUAAACUGCAGAUGUCAAGUAGGAAAGCACUGCUCGAGUGCAGCCUGCGAAACAUGUGUGUUGAACAAAGCGUGUGGUCCAGGAGAAGGAGUUGUGCAAAGAGCUACUAGUGUUUCUGACACCAAAUGCUCACCAUGCAAUGUGGGGACGUAUUCUGAUACAGAAUCAGAGAUUGAGCCAUGUAAAGACUGGAGCAAGUGUGGUGAAGAAGAGGUGACAAUACAGCCAGGAACUCCUACUACUAAUCUUAUGUGUGGACCUAGGCCACCAACUAAUCAGUCUAAUGCUUGGAUCUAUAUCGUGGUCUUUGUGGCCGUAUUUGUAGCGAUUGUUUUGCCUGUCGUAAUCUUUGUGAGGAAAUCAAAACUUAGGAAGAAAAUUAGAAAGGCUCCACCUGAGGAGAACAAUCCACAGCAGCUUAUCAAACCUAAAGAAGGCAACCUUCCUGAAGAAGAUCAGGAUGAUCAGGAUAUUACAAUGCAAGGAUUGCCGGUGGCCCAGGAGCAGGGGAAGGACUACCAUAUAUCUCAGGAGGAAGUCUGAGAGAACGAUGCAUUUCAACAUCAGCAUAGCCACAGAAUCAGACAUC